Plasmodium vivax (malaria parasite P. vivax) is the source of this 1451-nucleotide messenger RNA. RefSeq lists its product as hypothetical. Gene Ontology annotation, cellular component: Golgi apparatus; plasma membrane; endoplasmic reticulum. Lineage: Eukaryota; Apicomplexa; Aconoidasida; Haemosporida; Plasmodiidae. The record is from RefSeq and is a predicted model, not a curated record. Bases 354 to 1451 code for a protein of 365 amino acids. The transcript has a single exon.
GCUGAAGGAACAACCAAAUUUGCGUAAAAUGAACACACACGUUCAUGUAUACGUGCGUACUUGCAUGCGGAGUGCACGCAUUUUCCAAUUGGCGGGGGAAGAACACCGGGCAUGGUUCUGUUAAAGGAGUCCGCGUGGAAGAAUUUUUCUGUUGCACUGGAAUGCGCUCAGGAAGGAAGCGGAAGGAAGCAAAAGGGAAAAGGCCGCACAAUUGGGGGUUAAAACGGCCGCACCAGUUGGGGGUAAAAAUGCCCGCGGAGGUGUAAACACGUGAGGGAGUGAUAGCCCCGCCUAGCCGCCGCUCCCCUCGCUUCGCUCGAUUAGCCCGCUUCUUCCGCCUGCACCCGCGUAACAUGAGGAGCCCUAGACGCGAUGGGGGACUUUCCAAAAAGCGGAAACAGCUGAGUUACAAGAAAAGCGCGAGGUGUGUGAAAUGGAUUCACAAAUUUGUGCAGUGGUAUAGAAUGGAGAAGGUGAUCGGGCCGAUUUGGGUUCCCACGUACUGCUCAAUCAUAGUAUUUUUGCUUUUCCUUUUUUUCUUCAACCUGCUGGUUGGCGUAGCCAUCCUCAUAAUCAGCUCGAACUACAUCGAAUGCAGAGUCCCCUAUGAGUACAAAAGCCAAGCCUAUACAAAAUAUUCUAUCGUUAAAGUAACGCCUGAACACUGCAAGGGAAAUGAAAAUUUAAAACAAUUGAAGGGACCAAUAAACAUCCAUUAUGAGAUUUAUGGAGUGCAACAAAAUCACUAUCGUUUUUUGACUAGCUUUAAAAAGGAGCAACUACGUGGAGAUUUAUUUUUACAAGAAAAAGAACUGAGUGAAUGUUUCCCUUUAAUUACAUAUGAGCAGAGUGGGACAAGAAAAAUAUUACACCCCUGUGGGAUUCUACAGUGGAAUGUGUUUACAGAUAGCUACAUUUUUUAUGACAAGGAGCCGGAUGAGUCUCCAUUCCCAACCCCUUUGCCGUUGAAACAAAGGGCUGAGGAUAUCACCAUCAAAUAUUACCGCAAGUUUUUUAAAAAUCCCACGCGCGAUAUAAUCAAUUUGCACAAAAAAAGAAUAUACUUUUGGAUGGAUGAAGAAGUUCAGCUGAAGAUACUGCAGGAACACGCCGAAACGAAUGACAAGCUGGUUGUCUUGCCGCAAACGUUAAAAUAUAAAAAAGCUGGGAAGGCAGUUGAAAACAGCCACUUUAUGAAUUGGGUGAUUCCUUCUGCUUUUAAUUAUGUGAAGCGAUUGUAUGCCAAGCUGGAUGGCCCCUUAGUUUUCCCCUUUUACAUUUACAUCGAAAAUAAUUUUAAAAUCAGCGACACAAAAAUUAUAGUCAUUUCGAAUGCAGAUUUUUACUUCAACACAACUUUGAUUGGAAUCUUUUUUAUCAUCACCGCCGUUUUUGCGCUCCUCCUCUCUUUACUCUACUUCAUCCGGAUGAAGAAGCACCAGUUUAAGUAG